AUGGCAACUAUUGGUUCGAUAUCUGCUAAUCUGAAUUCGGUUCCGGUCCUUGAUGGAACAAAUUUUAAGGACUGGAAAGAGAACAUGGAAAUUGUUCUUGGCUGCAUGGAUCUUGACCUUGCACUAAGGGUGGAGAAACCCGCUUCUCCUACGGAAUCUAGUACCUCUGAACAGAGGAAAGAUUAUGAGAAGUGGGAUCGCUCCAAUCGCAUGAGUCUUAUUAUCAUUAAGCGCGGCAUUCCUGAGCUCUUUAGGGGUACUAUCUCGGAAGAGAUAAAAGGUGCCAAAGAUUUCCUUGCUGAAAUUGAAAAGCGCUUUGCAAAAAGCGAUAAGGCGGAAACAAUCAGUUUAAGAUAUCUUAUAACUGUCAAAAGGAGAAAUGGUCUCUUAACGAGCUCAUUUCAUUUUGUGUGCAAGAAGAGGAAAGGUUGA
Lotus japonicus is the source of this 432-nucleotide messenger RNA. RefSeq lists its product as uncharacterized. The transcript has 3 exons. The coding region runs from base 1 to 432 and encodes 143 amino acids. The record is from RefSeq and is a predicted model, not a curated record. Lineage: Eukaryota; Viridiplantae; Streptophyta; Magnoliopsida; Fabales; Fabaceae.